Penicillium cataractarum is the source of this 2145-nucleotide messenger RNA. RefSeq names its product sodium:solute symporter family protein. The coding region runs from base 1 to 2145 and encodes 714 amino acids. Gene Ontology annotation, molecular function: urea transmembrane transporter activity. Gene Ontology annotation, cellular component: plasma membrane. The transcript has 4 exons. NCBI's taxonomy places the organism in Eukaryota, Fungi, Ascomycota, Eurotiomycetes, Eurotiales, Aspergillaceae. Gene Ontology annotation, biological process: urea transmembrane transport. The record is from RefSeq and is a predicted model, not a curated record.
AUGUCCACGGCCUCAACCAAUACAAUUGAUACGGCCAAAUUGGCCUUGAUAUCCCAGGGAUCGGCAUAUGGCCUCCUUGUCGGCCUAAGUGUCGUCUUUUGCGGCGUGAUUCUCAUUGCCGUGAAGGUCCAGAAAGCCUAUCUAUCUGAGGACUCUGGCAAGUCCGAGAUGUUCAUGGUAGCUAAUCGAUCAGUUGGUACUGGUUUGACGGCGUCUGCGGUGUUCUCUUCAUGGAUGUGGAUAAAUGAAACAGUAUUGGCUGCGGCAAUGUGCUAUCGUUAUGGUCUGGCUCUUCCACUGUGGUGGGGCUCUGGUCUGUGUUUUCAAAUUGCAUUGAUGGCAGCACUAGGGGUCAUGGCAAAAAUUCGAGUUCCAUAUGCGCAUACUUCUCUGGAAGUUGUCCGCAUGAGAUAUGGAAAGAUUGGCCAUCUUGUUUUCAUCGUGCUAAAUCUUGUCAACAAUGUUUUUGGCUGCGCUUCGAUGAUCAUGACAGGAUCACAGCUGAUUUACGGUGUCUCUGGAAUGCAUUUUGUUGCAGCUACUAUUCUUAUUCCCCUUGGAGUGGUGCUCUAUACCGCAGUGGGAGGCUUGAAGGCCACGUUCCUCACAGACUUCCUUCACACAGCCAUUGCGCUGAUUCUUAUCAUCUACUUUACGAUUGCUGUCUUGACCAAUUCUGCCGUCGGUGGCCUGGGUGGCCUAUAUGACAAGGUUGUGGCUACAGCAAGCGAUAAUUAUGUCUCGGGAAACUAUGAGGGAUCACUCCUUACAUUCAAGUCAAAGGGCGCAAUCAUCUGGGGCUUGAUCUUGAAAUUUGGAAACUUGGCCCUGGUUGUUAUGGAUACCGCAUUCUGGCAGAAGUCUUUCGCGACAGAGGUCCGGGCUACCGUACCGGGCUAUAACAUCGCUGCUAUCGCAGUCUUUGGAAUCCCAUGGGGACUUGGAACCAUCAUUGGCUUGACGGCUCGAGCGAUUCAUAAUACGCCCAUCUUUCCAACAUACCCCGGCCCACUCACUUCUACAGAGGUCAGUAUGGGUAUGGUGAUGCCUUACACUCUGAAGGCACUCCUUGGAGACAAGGCUAUUAUCGGAUUCUUCUUUCUACUUUUCAUGGCCCUUACGAGCACUAUCUCCUCGUCCAUGAUUGCGGUCAGCAGUAUUCUGUCAUAUGAUCUCUACAAGACCUACCUCAACCCCAAGGUGACUGAUAAGCAACUUGUGCGAGUGAGCCAUCUAACUGUAGUUAUCCACGGGGUGUUCAUUACCGGGAUUUCAAUUGCUUUGAACUAUGGAGGUGCCAACAUGACCUGGAUCGGUUACUUAAGACCCAUCAUUUCUUGUCCCGGCAUUAUCCCGCUGAUUCUCACCUUGUUUUGGUCCCGUCAAACUCGCCUGGCCGCGAUCGUGUCGCCGAUUCUCGGAUUCCUCACUGGGCUUACUGUUUGGCUCGCAACCGCACAGUCCAUGUAUGGCGCCAUCAAUAUCGGCACCACUUCGAGUAUAUACCCGGCGCUGUACGCAGCCAUCGCGUCCUUCUUCUCACCUGCCCUCUACUCCGUCGUAUUGUCGCUCUACAAGCCUUACAAAUUUGAUUGGCGCGAGUUCCUGCGCAUCGAACUGGCGGACGAAGCUCAGCUUCAUGCCGACUCCGACGUCAGUACUCUCAAUGAAAGCAGCGACGACGAAAAAUCAAGAGGUCGUAAGGGUGUUUCCGCAGCUAUCAAUGCAGUACCUGAGGGCCCUGAUUCCGCGCUCACUAGCAAAAGCGAUCUCGAGCAGCCUCCAAGCGAGAAGACUCCGGCGCAGACUCAGACAUCGCCCUCAAGGUCUACGUCCAACCUUGAUGAUGUUCAGCACCCCUUCGAUGAGCAAACCUUGAAAGAGCUCUACCGUUGGCUUAAAAUUGCGUGUAUCAUGUUUGUGCUCAUUGUUUUGGUUACGUUUGUCGCCUGGCCACUUCCGUUGUAUCGCAAUUACAUCUUCACAAAGUCAUUUUUCUCGGGCUGGACUACAGUGGCAAUCAUUUGGCAAUUCGGUGCAUUUGGUGCAGUGGUCAUAUUCCCUCUUUACGAUGGAAGGCACGCAAUUGCGACCGGUGCACGUGGGGUUUGGGGUUCUACAAAAGAGUUUUUCGGCAAAAAAUAG